This is a messenger RNA of Lodderomyces parapsilosis, 2874 nucleotides long. It is a transcript of the gene HIR1, whose product is annotated as Hir1p. The record is from RefSeq and is a predicted model, not a curated record. Gene Ontology annotation, cellular component: HIR complex; nucleus. Gene Ontology annotation, biological process: chromatin remodeling; DNA-templated transcription; regulation of DNA-templated transcription. Gene Ontology annotation, molecular function: protein binding; nucleosome binding. Lineage: Eukaryota; Fungi; Ascomycota; Pichiomycetes; Serinales; Debaryomycetaceae. The transcript is spliced from 2 exons. The coding region runs from base 1 to 2874 and encodes 957 amino acids.
AUGCAAAUCUUGAAGAUACCCUGGCUAGGGCACAAAGCUGAAAAUAAAAAAGUGGAAUGUUAUACAGUUACUAUCAAUUCACAAGGAACCCGACUAGCAUCAGGCGGUCUUGAUGGUUGUAUCAAGAUUUGGGACACCAAUACUAUCAAUCUGUUUUUCAGAAUCCUGGACAAACCAUACAACAAAAACAAGAAACCGCAAUCCGGUGCCUCAAGUGCCCCCGGUGCUGAUGUAGAUAAUACGCCAGACUUGCCUGAUAAAUCUCUACGUCGACCACUUUGCUCCAUGUCGAGACACAAUGGUGCUGUCACAUCAUUGAAAUUUUCUCCAGAUGGACGAUGGUUAGCUAGUGGGUCUGAUGAUAAAAUUGUUUUGAUUUGGGAAAAGGAUGAUUCACAAGCACCAGUUACAUUUGGCGUUGAGCAAGCAGAUUUAGAACAUUGGACAGUGAGAAAAAGACUUGUGGCACAUGAUAAUGACAUUCAAGAUAUAUGCUGGUCUCCUGAUGGGAAUUUAUUAGUCACUGUUGGACUUGAUCGAUCAAUUAUAAUAUGGAAUGCAUUGACAUUUGAAAAGAUUAAACGAUACGAUAUUCACCAAUCAAUGGUUAAAGGAAUUGUGUUUGAUCCUGCCAAUAAGUUUUUUGCCACUGCUUCCGACGAUAGAACUGUUCGAAUAUUUCGUUAUUACAAGAAAAUGAAUGAGUACAACAACUAUGAGUUUCAAAUGGAGCAUAUUGUCAUUGACCCGUUGAGAAAGUCACCAUUGACUUCGUAUUUCAGAAGAAUGAGUUGGUCGCCAGAUGGUCAACAUCUUGCCGUACCUAAUGCCACCAAUGGACCCGUUCCUUCAGUGGCGAUUGUAAAUAGAGGUAACUGGGGGUCAGAUGUGUCAUUAAUUGGGCACGAGGCGCCAGUUGAAGUGUGUUCAUUUUCACCACGGCUUUUCCAGAUUGAUGCAGAACAGAAUAAAGAUGAACCUAAAUUUCAAACCGUAUUGGCUACUGGUGGCCAAGACCGUACAUUGGCCAUAUGGUCUACAUCUAAUUCUAAACCCAUAGUUGUGUGUCAAGAUAUUGUUGAUAGUUCAAUUACUGAUAUAUGCUGGGCUCCAAAUGGUGAGACUCUUUACUUUAGUUGUUUGGAUGGAUCGGUCACAUGCGUUAGCUUUAAUAAAGGAGAGUUGGGCCAGGUUGUCAGUGAGGAACUAAUAGAUCAACAGUUGAAUAGAUAUGGUGCUGAUAGGGAAUCAACAAUUUUACCUGAAAGUGUUGAGCAGUUACGGUUGGAGGAAAAUUCGACAGAAGCUAGGGCAAUUGCCAUUAGGAAAAUGAUGCCCAUGGAAACAGUCACUGGCCAAUUUGAAAAGUUGGACAAAAGUCAUGGUGCUGAUCCAGCAAAAGCAAAGCCUGCAGGAACGUCACCACCAGCACCACCACUAACACCAGUUGUUAAAAUUGAUGCGUCCAGGCUACGCAAACAAGCUGUUUCAAUGACUAAAACCGGUAAAAAGAGGGUGACACCUUUGCUUGUGUCGUCUUCGUCUUCGUCGUCGUCGUCGACUAACGUGACUCCAACCAAGACAAUUGUCCAGACCGAAUCCAAGAAAAGGAAGUUGCACUCUAAUUCAAAACUAUCACAGUCGAAUUAUGUGUUACCUCGACGCGGGUUUCAAACUUGCGUUUCUGGAUUCAAAGAACGAGACUCCUUAUCUACCUUGGAGCCAGAACAAGAUGAAAAUAAUGAUAAUUUGGACAUUGGUGGUGUUAAUGCAUUAGAGGAAGAAAUAAAUACACCACAACUUUCAGAAGCAGCUUUGAGAAGACACAAGAAUCGUCAAAAACGAAAAUGGUUAGAAGCAAAGUACCCUCAUUCAUUUAAGCAAGUGUCGCAUUUGCCAGACUCCUUAUUUGUAAACAAUUCUUUACAAAAUAUUUCAAUCAACAGAAUCUAUAAAGCAUAUGCUAAUAAUAAAGAAAUCCUGGCGGAGCUAUCUAGAGGAUCAGCCAUAGAUUUUGAUGAAGACUUGAUGUUUUCUGUGGUUGUUAAUAAAGCGGUGCAUAACCGAGAAGCUAAUGAUGUUUUGGGUGAAUUGAAGGUGGAGAAGAUUACAACUACUGUUGAAGUUCGAAACGGAAAGCCAUGGCAUGAAAACGCAUUGGAAAAUGAUCGAGAUUUUGAUGAUCCCACUAAAGUGAUUGUCUACAAUGACCGGGAUGGUGAGAAUAGACAAUUUACAUUGUUUUUCCCAUUUAGAAUACAACUGGUCCUUCCUAUCAUCGAUGACGGCCACUUGAAAUAUUUUGUGCUUUGCUCCUUCAAUGGCAGUAUACAGAUUGUUUCAGCCAAAACUGGUCGGUAUAUCUUCCCCACCAUUGAAUUACUUGAAAAUGUGAUUUCCAUGAAAUAUAGCAAUGAAAAGUUGCUUGUUUUAACCAGUUCGGGGCUCUUUUAUGGAUGGGACUUGAAAAUGGGGAAAGUGUACAUGAACAAAGUUUCAAUUGCUACAGUUGUCAAUGCUUUUGAUAUUCGGGAUCGGAAACAUGUGAUCAUGCCCAAUGUCAAAGCAUUGGAGAUGAAUCCCAAUGAUGGGACGCCAUACAUUUUGACUGACUUUUGUAGCGAUGUAUUUGGCUAUUCGUUGGAUUUAGAGUGUUGGACAAAGGUGAUUAAUUCAUGGUAUUUCAAUGUUGGAAAGCAAAAAGUCACGAGUAAUGUUAUAGUGGAAAGGGUGUACACUAGUCUGAGUCUAGAGUUUAAAGAGAGUGUAUUACAGGGGAAUAUUUACAUGUAUAAAUUUGACAAUGAUGCAUCUCGUAUAUUGCGAAACUCAAUGGUGAAUAGAAGCAAGGAGAUGAUGGCGUUGAUUCAGUGA